UGCAUAUGUUAUUAGUUCGGUAUGAAUGACAAUCAACAAAGAAAAAUUUCUAUACUGUUCAUUUUGAAUGCUACUGGCAUUUGCAUACGUAACAUUAUAGAUACAAUAUAUGAUAUAUAUAUAUAUAUAUAUAUAUAUAUAUAAUAUAUAUUUAAGUAAUGUGUAAAUUUACGAAAAAAGAAAAAAGAAGUAAUGGGAAGAAUAUUAGAAAAGAGAAGUUAUAUGUAUCAAUUGAGAGAGUGAAAAUACUUAAUUAAAUUUAGGGUACGAAUAAAACUUUAAUUUUACAAGUUAAAUAACGCUUGGAGGUCCUCAGCUAUGAUGAAAGUUUUUAUAAUUUUGAAUUGUUUUCUAAUUGCUGUUGUUCACAAUAAAUGUUUUCGGUCUCGAAGCAACCUACUUGCUCUGACAACCGACCUGACAUCAAAUGGAAGUUGUUCCAACUGCAGUCUCUGCGGCGUGUCAGCGCAAUCUGCACCAACCUCUGUAGAGAACAUAACAUUGCAAAGCAGCACCAACGAUGCUACCAAGAUGUUGAUGGAGUGUGCUUGGAUGUGUCAAACUACUGCUCAAUGUGUUGGAUUCAACUUCAGAUGGAAUAAAAUAAACUUAGCUGAAAAUGUACUUUGUCAGUUCUUCUCCUACACUCCCCAACUCUAUCUCUCCGAGGAUCUCUGCGUCUUUUAUGGGAGUAUGUCAAACUUAGAAAACUUUUCGAGCUUUUUGCCAAGGUUGUAUCCGAGAAAUCCGAAGUUUUGUACAGAAUACUCUACGAGGAACAAAUAUUUUGUUAUGCAGCGUCGCAUGGAUGGCUCGGAGAACUUUAACAGAAACUGGACUGAUUAUGGAAGAGGAUUUGGUGACCCGAGGAAAGAGUUUUGGAUCGGAAACGACAACAUCCACCGCAUAACGUCCAACCAAAAGUACAAAGUUUUAUUCGUGUUGGAGGAUUUCGAAGGGAAGGUGGCGUGUGCAGCUUAUGAUUCAUUCAGUGUUGGCUCGCCAGAUACUUACUACGUUCUGAACAUCGGAAAAUACAGUGGAACAGCUGGAAACUCAAUGAGCUAUCACGCCGGCAUGGCAUUCACAACUUACGACGGCGAUCACGAUGGAAGUACCGGAAGCAAUUGCGCGCGGUACUUUCAUGGGGCAUGGUGGCAUAACAGCUGCUUGACAGCCUGUCUCAACGGCUUGUACCUCAAAGGAUCACACUCUUCUUUUGCAAAUGGAGUUAACUGGCAAACAUUCCGUGGUUAUAAUUAUUCUCUCAAGUUUGUUGAGAUGAGAAUCGAGUUAGUUUAACUCAUUCUCAUGCAGUUAUCAGCAUCACGUACAUAAAAAUAAUGUUGAAACGUUUAAUAUUUAGCGAGAAUUAAGCUUGAAACCAUUGGUCGAUACUCUAAUGUUAAGAAGCUUUGUGCUAUUAAAUAAAAAUUAUAGAAAUUUCAAAUAACAAUUGAUAUUUUAAUUAGGAUUAAUGAUAGAAACUAUUUGGUAAGCACGUUUUACCUUGAAUAACUUGGUUUUGUUUGAGUGUGACUCAAAUAUUUUAGAAUCAAUAUUUUUUGUCAUUCAUUAGUUAUUGAGAAUUAAAUUAAAAAUGGCGUUAAUCAUGAGAAA
Messenger RNA from Helobdella robusta, 1620 nucleotides. RefSeq lists its product as hypothetical. Bases 319 to 1302 code for a protein of 327 amino acids. The record is from RefSeq and is a predicted model, not a curated record. The transcript is spliced from 7 exons. NCBI's taxonomy places the organism in Eukaryota, Metazoa, Annelida, Clitellata, Rhynchobdellida, Glossiphoniidae.